AUGGCACAGUUGAUUAGAGCGCAGUGUCGAGGAAAACCACUCUUUAAUGGCGAGGCGACGUUGAUUGGUUUCGAACCAAAGAGCAAAAUCAGAUUUGUUUCAACUACUACUACUAAGCUACUUUCAUCGGCUUCCUCGUCUGUGUCAUCCUCGCCUGAUGAUUAUAAGUUCAGAGAAGAUGUUAGCAAUGUGGAUGAUAGCGGCUUUUGUAAUGUUGGUUAUGAUCUGUUUUUCGAUGAUCCGGAGUUUGGUAGAGACGAAUUGUCUUGUUUUCGAGGUCUUGUACUGGAUAUUUCUUACAGGCCUGUAAAUGUUGUCUGCUGGAAACGCGCUAUUUGCUUGGAGUUUAUGGACAAGGCUGAUGUUCUGGAAUAUUAUGAUCAGACUGUUAAUUCUCCCAGUGGAUCCUUCUAUAUACCUGCUGUUUUAAGGGUGCCACAUUUGCUGCAAGUUGUCAAAAGAAGAAGAAUAAGAAGUACCCUCAGUCGUAAAAAUGUACUUGCUCGGGACAAUUUUACUUGUCAGUACUGUUCUUCGAGCGAAAACCUAACAAUCGACCAUGUAGUUCCAACUGCGCGAGGUGGGGAAUGGACAUGGGAAAACCUGGUUACUGCAUGUUCCCGUUGCAAUAAUAGAAAAGGUCAAAAGAUUUUGGAGGAAGCAAACAUGAAAUUGAAGAAGAUCCCUAAGGCCCCUAAAGACUAUGACAUAAUUGCCAUACCCUUGACAAACAGUGCGAUACAGAUGCUGAAAAUGGGAAAGCAAACACCGGAAGAGUGGCAUGAAUACCUAGCAUAGCCAUCAUCAUGUUGAUCCAUCAACACAGGGUUCACUUUUACAUUUCAGUAUAACAUAAAACGUAACCUUAAGACAUUAAUAUCAUCUCUAUUCUACUCCGUUGUAAGCGUCUCACUACAUUCUGUCACAUAUGUAAACAGAAGUUCUUGUAAAUUUGGGUUUUAGGCUUCGUUUCCUAGUUUCUAAUGGUUCGGCAUGUAUAUAAAGUUGUAUUAAUAUUUACCUGUUAUAUAUUUAAUGAAGUGACUUUACCUUUUAUCCUUA
Molecule: messenger RNA, 1062 nt
Organism: Daucus carota subsp. sativus
Lineage: Eukaryota; Viridiplantae; Streptophyta; Magnoliopsida; Apiales; Apiaceae
Exons: 7
Coding region: 1-798 (265 amino acids)
Source: RefSeq, a predicted model, not a curated record